CAUCCCUUCAGCCAGUGUAGGGCUAUCGCUCCUCCCACACAGCUUGCCACGCUACCUGCUCAGCGCUCUGCCAGCGAGUCACCGACGCCCCAGCCUUCCCAGGUUCCCAGCCUUCUCCCCCGGCACAGUCUCACACAGGGGAAGCGGGGGAACCUGCCUCAGUCAAUCAGGAUGCAGACACGUGUAACAGAGGGCCGGCCAGUACGGCCUUUGCUUAAUCAUUCCCCAGACAGCAGCAGCAGCAAGGCUAUAGAAUACAGAGGAAAUGUGGAGGUGCCCAAACUCAUCUGUUGACUUCACAAAGGAGAAAUGACAACAUAGAGCUAAAGGGAACCCGUACAUCCACCAGGGCUUCCUUUGUGUUAUACUGAUGCUGGAUUCAUGGAAAUCAUCCCACUCCAUAUCUGGUGAUGGCUCUUUCACUAGAGGCCUAUGAACAGGACGGCGAUGAACUCAUUUCCGAAGAGAAAAGCUGUUGCCUCGAUGUUACAGACUCAAGUGAUGUGGAAGGAGAUGAACUUAAUGACUUGGAACUAAAUCCAUUUGAUGGUUUGCCUUACUCAUCUCGUUUUUACAAACUCUUAAAAGAAAGAGAAGAUCUUCCCAUAUGGAAAGCCAAAUAUGACUUUUUGGAGCGAUUAUCUAACAGCCAAGUUGUGGUUGUGUCGGCGGGACCUAAGAGCGGAAAGAGUUCACAAAUUCCUCAAUGGUGCGCAGAAUACUGCUUAGCAGGGCACUAUCAACAUGGGGCAGUUGUGUGUACGCAGGCGCACAAGCAGACGGCAGUAUGGCUGGCCAUGAGAGUGGCAGACGAAAUGGAUGUCAAUAUAGGACAUGAAGUUGGCUAUAUUGUGCCGUUCGAAAACUGCUGUACAAGCGAGACAAUUUUUAAGGUAUUGCACGGACGAGAUGUUGCUGAGGGAAAUGAUGUCCAGCCCCCUUCUGUCCAGUUAUGGAGUCGUCAUUAUCGAUGAUGUCUAUGAAAGAUCAGUUUCUACUGAUGUGCUGCUCAGUUGCCUUAAGGUCAUUGCAGUCUCAAGACCUGAACUGAAAGUUGUGAUAAUUACCUGCCCUGCUCUGUCUGGGACCUUGGUUUCUUAUUAUGGAAAUGCUCCACUUGUAGAAACAGAAAACAUGCACUCUGUAGAGUCGGUUUACACCACAAGCAUUCCAAGAGACUACUUCCACUCAACUUUACGACUUCUCUUUGAAAUACAUCAUACUAAAGAACAAGGGGACAUUGUUGUCUUUCUGGCCUGUGAAGAAGAGAUAAAAAGGGCAUAUGAGCAUAUCAAACAGGAAGCAUUGCACAUGAAUCCAGAAUUGGGUGAACUGGUACCCAUUGCUUUGUACCCCAAUCAAAGCAUUUCAGACUACAUACCUUAUGAGGAACUGGAUGACAACAGCAAAAGCCCAAAAAGAAAAGUGGUAUUGACGACCAGCCUUGGCGAGUCUCUCAUCUGGAUGAAAAAUAUCCUCUUUGUCAUUGAUGUUGGUAUAGAGAGGAGGAAGGUAUAUAAUACCAGAAUCCGCGCAGAAUCACAUGUCACGCAACCAAUAAGUAAGGUCCGGGCUGAGAUGAGGAAGCAUAUACUGAGCUCAUAUUCUAAAGGAAAACUAUUUUGCUUGUACCCCGAGGACUUUGCACAUGAGAUGAAACCAUUCCUGACUGCAAAAGUGGAAGAGUGCAAUUUGAUUUCAAUGGUUCUGUUUCUGAAGAGAAUGGACAUUGCGGGGCUCGCUCACUGUGACUUCAUCAACAGACCAGACCCUGAAAGUUUAAUGCAAGCACUGGAAGAUCUGGAUUAUUUGGCAGCACUUGACAAUGAUGGAAAUCUUUCUGAAUUUGGAAUAAUUAUGUCUGAGUUUCCACUCGAUCCACAGCUGUCAAAAUCCAUUUUAGCUGCCUGCGAAUUCGACUGCGUGGAUGAAAUGCUCACACUGGCUGCUAUGGUUACAGCCCCGAAUUGUUUUAUCGAUUCAUCCCCUGAAGCCGAAGAGCUGAUUUUAAUUCGUAAAGGAAAGUUUUCUCAUCCAGAGGGGGACCACUUCACUCUUAUAAAUAUCUACAAUGAAUAUGAGCAGAUGAAGAGAAGCAAUGCUAGCCAGUACGAUGUUGAAAAAUGGUGUCAGGAUCACUGCCUAAGUUUCCUGGCAAUGGAGAUGGCGCGUGCCAUAAGAAAUGAGCUCGCUGACAUUAUGAGGCGCAUAGAGCUUCCACUGACAGCGCCUGCAUUUGGCUCUGAGGAGAAUGUAAUAAACAUUAAAAAGUCACUUUUGUCAGGAUACUUCAUGCAAAUUGCUCGUGAUGUUGAUGGUUUGGGAAACUACAUUAUGCUGACACACAAGCAGGUGGGACAACUCCAUCCUGAUUCUGGCUUCAACGGCGCCAAGGUUCCAGAAUGGGUUCUCUACCACGAAUUUAGCGUCUCUGAGAGAAGCUGCAUCAGGAUAGUCUCAGAGAUCUCACCAAACAUGUUCAUGGAGUUCGUUCCCCCGUACUACUUCAGCAACCUGCCCCCUAGUGAGACUAAAGAGCUCCUGCAGCAGCACCAGACUGUGCCCAGUUCCCCGGCUGAAGAGCCCGGAGAAGAGGAGCCCCUACCUGAUGCCGAUGAUGAAGGUGCAACAGAACAAAGAUGCAUUAUACAAUGACCUUGGCUAAUAGAGAAAACUCCAGGAGUGCAAUACAUGUCCAAAAGGAAAGGAAAACUUUAAUGAACUGAUUUCUUUUUUUGUAAAUGUUAUAGGAAUCCGAGUAACCCUUUUCCUCCCCUCCCUGUGUCUGAUCAAAUAAAUGAUAUAGUGAA
Messenger RNA from Xenopus tropicalis (tropical clawed frog), 2810 nucleotides. It is a transcript of the gene dhx32, whose product is annotated as DEAH-box helicase 32 (putative). Gene Ontology annotation, cellular component: mitochondrion; nucleus. The transcript is spliced from 13 exons. The record is from RefSeq and is a predicted model, not a curated record. Gene Ontology annotation, molecular function: RNA helicase activity. Bases 835 to 2655 code for a protein of 606 amino acids. NCBI's taxonomy places the organism in Eukaryota, Metazoa, Chordata, Amphibia, Anura, Pipidae.